Messenger RNA from Debaryomyces fabryi, 402 nucleotides. RefSeq lists its product as uncharacterized. The transcript has a single exon. The record is from RefSeq and is a predicted model, not a curated record. Gene Ontology annotation, molecular function: dioxygenase activity. The annotation marks the transcript as partial. Lineage: Eukaryota; Fungi; Ascomycota; Pichiomycetes; Serinales; Debaryomycetaceae.
GUUGUUUCAGGUCUUCAAAUAAGAAUUUCAAGUGGUGAGUGGAAGUAUGUUCCUUCAGUUCCCGGUGCAAUUAUAUGUAACAUAGGCGACACCCUCAAUUUCUGGAGUGGAGGAUACUUUAAGUCAACAAUUCACAGAGUAGUAAGACCUCCUCCUGAUCAGGUUGAUACACCACGAAUUGGAGUUUUCUAUUUUGUCCGUCCUGGAGAUAAUGCGAAAAUUGAAAUUGCUGAAUCUGCUGUUUUGAAAAAGUUAGGCUUAUACAGAAAAAUAGAGCCAAUUAUAGGAACGGAAUAUGUUCGUAGCAGAGUGAAAGAUUAUCAUCACAAGAAAGAGUAUUUAAAGCAAAACAAUGUUAAAUUUCGCGUAGGAGAAUUUGAAAUAGAUGAUGGAUUCGACUAA